Messenger RNA from Eurytemora carolleeae, 6455 nucleotides. It is a transcript of the gene jbug, whose product is annotated as filamin-A. Gene Ontology annotation, molecular function: actin filament binding. Gene Ontology annotation, biological process: actin cytoskeleton organization. Lineage: Eukaryota; Metazoa; Arthropoda; Copepoda; Calanoida; Temoridae. The record is from RefSeq and is a predicted model, not a curated record. The coding region runs from base 407 to 5857 and encodes 1816 amino acids. The transcript is spliced from 10 exons.
GGUGGUCAAUUCUUGUAUCAACACUGCAUGGUUGCAUGCAAUAUGUUCAUUAACUCCAACCAGGGACGGAGCAACUGUGUAAAUCAAUAUCUUAUUCUGUGCCUUUUUUUCUUUGAUAGAACAGUUAAAAUGCCGAAUUCCUGAUGUAUUUAUACGUAUAUAUGAACACGUCUCCGGGUUGGUUAAAUCUCUAGGGUUGGAGACUAGGGAGUGAGGAGGGUGGAAUCAUCUGAGAAAUGUAAAGGUAUUCACUACCAACCAACCAGCUAGCGUAGGAAUCUCCCUGUGGCGGGCCGGGUCCAUCGGGUGCGCGUCUACACAGCCUUCAACCUGUGGCGCGCCCAGUUGUAACCUGUACUUGGAGAUGGAUAGAGUGUCUGUGAACCGCUCCUUGAACUAGUGAACCAUGUUGGACAGGUCGGCCGUCCAGUUGGUCGGGGACCAUGUGAAGCACAUCUCAGUUGGAAAUGUUGCAGUGGCGGAACUCUCUGCAGUUGGGUUUCAGAGAGAUGAUGUUGAUAUUAAUAUUUUGAGCCCAGCCAAGGUUCCUGUAGCGUACAGGUUAUCUGAAGAAAAUGGCCUGUUCAAGAUUGAAUUUACUCCGACCGAUGUCGGAUCCUUUAUCAUGGACGUUUAUGUCACGGGUCAGAAGAUACCAGACUCUCCGAUCUUCUUCAAGGCCUACGACUCUGGUUUGAUCCAGGUUUCCGAUGUCGGAAGCGGGAUUGUCGGUCAACCUUGCCAGUUUAGGGUUGACGCAAGCCAGGCAGGAGAGGGUCAGCUUGAGAUAUCUAUUAAUGACGGAGAAGUUCCGAACCAUGUUCAGGUUCUGGGCGGAGGAAAAUGUUUGGUUCAUUUUACUCCGGAGACUCCUAAACCUCACACCAUUGAUAUCAGGUUUAACGGAGAAGCAGUCCCAGACUGUCCGUUUGUUUGUCGUGUUUCCGAUACCAGUCAGGUUACUGUACAGCUACAGCACCUGGAGCUAAUGCCUGUCGGGGAGGCGGCCCUGUUCCAUAUCCAGGUUGAUACUACAGACAACGCGGAGCUGGCUGUCUCCGUCCAGGGUCCCAGGACAGAUCUUCCUGUCAAGGUUUCCGGAAACGUGAAGAACGGAUUUACAGCGGAGUUUCUACCGGAAGAAGUUGGACCUUACACCGUGUGUGUCGAGUACAAUGGGAUCCCGGUGGGAGGAACUCCGUUCGUGGGGAAAGCGUUCGAUUCCUCGAACGUCUUGGUUUCUCAUGUACCAUGGGGAACCAUAGGCAAGAGUUUACAGUUUACAGUAGACGCGAGCAAAGCGGGAGAAGGAAAUCUUGAGAUUACAAUUUCAGCGCGGGGGAGAAACAUUCCAACACAGGUUCAUCCGCAAGGAUCUGCCAGGUUUGCGGUAAGUUUUGUCCCUCUGGAAGCUAUUGAUCAUGUGAUCAAUAUUACGUUUAACAAAGAACCAGUCCCUGGGGCUCCGUUUACAGCCAAGAUCCACACAGAUCCGAACCAUAUUGUUGUGUCUGGACAGUGUCUGGCCGCUACUGCCGUUGGAAAACCAAGUUUCUUUACUCUCUCUAACGUGAGCGGAAGCCUUGAAGAUAUUGUGAUAGAAAUAGAUUCUCCACUAGGAGAAGAGGUUUCAGCUACAGUUCAAGAUCUAGGAUCAGGAUCCUUCAAAGCCGAGUUCUCUCCCAAGAUCGCUGGAGAACAUCAAAUAUAUAUUUCAUUCCGAGACGAGCAGGUUCCAGGUUCUCCUUUCGCCUGCAAGGUUUAUGAUGUCUCCGCUAUCAAGGUUCGAGAGUGUAUUAAAGGGAUUGUGGGGAAACCUGUCACUUUCCUGGUUGAAACCUCGCAUGCUGGACCUGGAAACCUGGAGGUUACUGUAAACAACGGACAGGUUCCAACCAGUGCUCAAGCUCAGGGUAAUCAUACAUAUGCUAUCUCAUUCAACCCAAAAGAAGCAAAACCUCACAUUGUAGAACUCAAGUUUAACGGAGAAAGCGUUCCCGGAAGUCCGUUCAAGUGCCUGGUGGUGGAUGCAGCGAAGGUCAACCUAUCCGGAGAAGGGUUGGAGAAAGUACCUGUUAGUAAACAAACCUCCUUCAUGAUCUCCGGUCAGGGAGAUAUGGGAGAUCCAGAGGUUAAAAUCCUCUCCCCCUUGAAGGAUGUUGUAACCAGUAGUAUCCGUUGUAUCGGAGAAGGACAGUAUGAAGUAGAUUAUUCUCCAGAUACUGUUGGAGAUCACCAGGUUGAAGUUAAAAUGGCUGGACUCCAUGUUCAGGGCUCACCCUUCAUUGUAAAGGCCUACGACGCCUCCAUGGUGCUUGUGACGGAUAUCCAAUCUGGAUCCGUUGGCAAACCAGUCUACUUCUCCAUAGACGCAUCUCAAGCUGGAGCAGGAAACCUUGAAAUAAUUGUAUCUGUCAACGGUAGAAACGUGCCCAACUACGUCCAAUCAGAAGGAAAUGCCAAAUUCAAGGUCAAUUUCAAGCCGCAGGAAAAUUCUCCCCAUUAUCUCAGCGUAAAAUUCAAUAAUGAACCUGUUCCAAACUCUCCGUUUGAGUGUAGAAUCAUAGAUAGCCAGCAGCUGGUCGUGAGUGGACCCGGAGUAAAGAUGUGUCCUGUCUCACUUCCAGCCAAGGUUAAUAUCACAUCAACUGCUGGGAAUUGUAAAGAUUGCCUAAUCAAGGUGCAUUCUCCUGGUGGAGAUGUUCUUCAUAUUACAACCCUGCUCAAUGAGAAGAAUAAUGCUAACUAUGAGUAUAUUCCUGCUGAGGUGGGAGCACAUCAUGUUCAUGUAGUUCUAGACGGUCUCCCAGUCCUAGGCUCACCCUUUACCUGUAAUGUUUACGACGUAGGACGUGUUAUUGUCACAGGAUUAGAAGGUUCUCACGCUAUCGGUACUCCAGUUACAUUUACAGUAGACGCAAGCCAGGCUGGAGAAGGUACCCUGGAGCUGGUUGUUACAACUGGUAAAUCCUCUGUACGUGCCGAGGUCGCUGCCCGAAGCCGUGGCCUCUACGAAGUAACUUUUGUUCCUCAAGAGGCUAUCCCCCACUUUGUAAAUAUAACCUUUAAUGAUGAAGGAAUCCCUAAUAAUCCGUUCCAGUGUAUGAUUAUAGCCAAGAAGGUGUCUGCAGUACAGAAAAGUCCUAAGAAAUCUGAAACUAGUACAACCGUAGCCCGUGGAGACGGUCUCCAGCAAGCAGUAUUUAAUAGUAAAACCAUAUUUGAUAUAGACACUGGUGGGUUGGAUACAGCUCCAGUAGUUAGAAUCUCCGAUCCUUAUAGUUUCAGUGUCUCCUCCUACCUUACAGAAACUAGACCAGGACUUUACAGAGCUGAGUUUACUCCGACUAAACUUGGAACUCAUAGUAUAUCUAUUAACAUCGGAGAUCGACCCAUCCAGGGUUCACCCUUCAAAUCUGAAGUGUUUGACCCCGCUAGCGUUAAAGUUACCGAUGUUGGGGCAGCUGUUAUUGGUAGUGAGUGUAGUUUAACAGUUGAUGUUUCUAAUGCUGGACACGGAGCUCUCUCCGUAGCCGUCAGAACUUCCGGACAAGAGGUUAAACACAGUAUUCGAGAUCUCUCCAGGGGACUGUAUCAGGUUCUAUACUACCCGGAGUUAGCUACAACCCACAAGGUUGAGAUCAAAUAUAAUGGUUUAUCCGUCCCAGAUUCUCCGGUUGUAUUAAAUGCUAAAAACCCAGUGACUGGUAAGGAGCCUACUGCUAUUGGUCUAGGCCUAUACCAAGCUAGGGUUGAGAAACAAACUUCAUUUAUCAUUGAAACCCUCGGACAGACAGCGCAAGCCUUUGAUAUAUUUGUAACUGGACCCAGUAACGUCAUCCCACCUAACGAAGCAAUUCCAGUUCGUUGCUACCAGCAGAAGGAUAAGAACCUGUUGGUAGAGUUUAAACCUCUCUCCUCUGGAGCUCAUAAGAUUGAGGUUCUUCACAACCGUGAACAUGUCUCUGGGUCCCCCUUCGUAUGCCAGGUGUUUGAUCCCAACAGGGUGCUUAUUAUCGGAGCUGAGGAUAGGAACGCAACCGUCGGAGAACCCGUUCAGUUCCAACUGGAUCGGAAGGAUGCUGGGUUCGCCGAGCUCAAUGUGGUUGCAGUAUCUCCUCUGGGUCAGGAUCUUCCCAUCGAUGUUAAAGGAGUACCUGGAGGAGAAGGAGACCUGAUUGAGUUUACACCUGGAGUAGUUGGUAGAUACAAGCUGGAGCUGACCUACGGCGGAGAAACUGUACCUGGAUCUCCUUUGAUCUAUAUAGUCCAGGAGGAUCGGUCUCCGACUGUAUUCGGGAAAGGUUUGACCCUAGGACAGGUUCGGGAUGUUUGUCUCUUCAAGAUUGAUGGACGUGGUAUGCAGGGCGAGCCACGCGUUGAGAUUACUGGAAAGUGCAGGACGGUUCUCCAGGAGGAUAAGGAUGAACCGGGACUCUUUAUUGUUAAGUAUAUCCCGGAGGAGGUUGGACACACAGGAAUACAUAUUUUCUGGAACGAGGUUGAGAUUCCAGGGUCUCCUUUCCAGGCUAGGAUCUGUGAUGCUAGUGCGGUUCUACCCCUCUCCGGGUGGGCCAAUCUACUGGACAAAGAAGGACGGAUGGAUAUGGUGGUGGGAGAAGAGAAACUGAUCACAUGGGACGUGAGUAAGGCUGGUCCUGGUAGCAUGGAUAUAGAGAUCCAAGGACCAAAAUACGAUCACAGGCUAGACAACGCAGGACCUGGCAGGAUUAAAUUCGUCUUUAUUCCGCGUAAAGAAGGAACGUUUAACCUCAACACUAAAUGGAACGGUGUUCCAGUAAGAACGAUGCAUGUAACGGUACGUGGUGGAAAAUUGACCGGGCGUGUGGUCCUGACCGGAAAAGGUCUGGUGACCGCAAUCUGCGGAGAGGAGAGCGUGUUUGUAAUUGACGGAUCCGAGGGAGGGGAGGGGGAACCUGACGUUAAACUCUCCGGUAUUGACUCCGCUAUUCAUGUUUCCUGUAAGAGAGUGGCGCAUAAUGUGUGGGAAGCCGCCUAUACCCCCGUCAGAUCCGGAACCUAUUUGUUGAAUGUUACCUGGGCCGGGAGAUUAGUAAAGGAAUGUCCCCUGAAGGUGGUCGUUGAACCACCAUCUAACGCAUCCCGUGUUGUGUGCAGUGGAGACGGACUGCGGGCUGGAACUCUAGGAAAAGAGAUCAAGUGCUCUAUAGACACCCGGAGCGCUGGUCAUGACGAAUUGACGAUUAAAUGCGAGGGUCCUCACGGAAAGAAAGCUCUCUCAGAACUAAAUGAUCAUAGAGACGGACGCUUUACUCUCUACAUCAGACCUCAGGAGGUUGGGCGACACAAUUUGAAUAUCCAGUAUGGAGGAAACCAUGUUCCUGGUUCUCCGUUCCAGCUCCGGGUAUCCUCUGCACCUGAUCCCGGCAAGGUUCGAGUCUACGGACCCGGAGUAGAACACGGAGUACUGGCAAGAUAUCAAUCCCGGUUUAUUUGUGACACGCGAGGAGCUGGCGCCGGUCAACUCACAGUACGGAUUAGAGGGCCAAAAGGAGCUUUCCGUGUUGAAAUGCAGCGUGAGUCUCAGAAGGAUCGAACUAUUCUUUGUAAAUAUGAACCAACAGAACCUGGAGAUUAUAGGAUAGAGGUUCGGUGGAGUGGAGAGCAUGUUCCUGGAUCUCCCUUUGUUGUUAUGAUCUUUGAUACAGAGGAGGAGCUAAACCGGUUUCUUCAGGGCGGUUACUCCCCUGCAGGAGUUCAAGGUCCUCCUGGAGAUUUCUACGGCAGUAUAGGCCACCAUUACUCUCCCUACGGACCUGUAGGUUUCCCAGCUGGUACACUUAGCUGGCGAGGAAGCCAGGCGAAUAUUCAUUAGUACCUCCUCAACCCUUCCAGGACGAGUCUUCCGCCCUAUCCCACCUAGAACCCGGAGAAGUAAAUCUCUAAGAUCAUGUUUUUAUAUUCCAACCUCUCUCUUAAUUAUACUUAGAACCCGGAUAAUAAAUCCUCGCAAUCCCACUUAGUACCCGGAGAAGUGAAUCCUCCCUAUCCCAACUAAAUCCCGGAGAAGUUAAUUCUUCCAAUCCUACCUAGAACCCGGAGAAGUAAAUCCUACCUAUCCCAUUUAGAACCCGGAGAAGUAAAUCCUCCCUAUCCCACCUAGAACCUGGAGAAGUAAAUCCUACCUAUCCUGCCUGGAACCCGGAGAAGUAAAUCUCUAUCAUGUUUUUAUAUUCCAACCUCUCUCUUAAUUAUAUUUUGACUAAAGUCGGAUAGUAUCUCCGAACCUUUUUAAUAAUUUGUUUUGCUCAAAGUUGUUUUUUAUAUAUAAAUUUGUUUAACAUCUACCUUGAUAUGUUUUUAAAUAGAUUUACAAUUUUAUAAAAAUUGCAUAAGUGCUCCUUGUUGUUUUAUAAAGUUCAAAUAUUAGAUAUUUUGUAAAUAUUAAGUAGAAAUAAAUAUUAUUUGUUUAU